AAUAACGAGUCAAAUCAAAACCAAUGAAUAAUAAUAAAUACACUUGUCUUCGGUGUGACGGCACUGGACUGCCCUAACUAUAUAUUCUCUAUCUCUUUGAGUCUUUGACGCUGCUCUCACUCUCCCAGACUCAGCAACACCUCCCAACUCCAAGUUCCAAGUGCAGCCACAUCCUUCACCCCGAGCGUCUGAAGUCUGAACCCAACACAACAGAACCCGCGGUUUCCGUUGUCAGCAGUCCACAAACUUAAGCUAACGUGAGCUUUUUUGUCCACAUCCACUGUAGUGAGUGAGAGAGAGAGAGAGUUACAGUUCGACACUUCGUUUUGGGCAUCUUCACUUUCUGCUGUUGCGUGCCCAAGCCGAAUUGCGACGCAUAGACCGACUGCUCGCUGCAGGGGACAGUGUGACAGAUAGACCACAAGGCUGAAGGUGGGAGAGUGGGAGGUUUCCGGAAACGGCUUUAACUGUAACUGUAAUUCGUUCUGUAGACGGUAGACCUCCAUACCUUACAAUUACAUCGCGUGAAGAUCUACUCAACCUUCAAACACCACAGAUAUUGACGUCAGAUCCCGACGCCGCCUAAAUAUGGUUUUUGCAUGAUUUCUCUCUUCACUCGCUCUUCAUUCUCUUUUUUACUAGCCGAAUAGUGAUUGGUGAGAGCUUGAAUCCAUGGAUUUCGGCAGAUUUUUCUGUUCUUCAGUCAUUGUUUUGGUCUCAGGUUUUUUGUUUCCCGCACUAGUAGCUUCAGUGGGCAUAAACUAUGGCCAGAUCGCGAACAAUCUCCCGUCUCCGGAAAAUGUUCUUCCGUUGCUCGGAUCGAUCGGCGUCAAUAAAGUGAAGCUUUACGAUGCAGAUCCUCGGGUGCUUCGUGCAUUCGCGAAUUCCGGUGUUGAAUUCGUCGUCGGACUCGGAAAUGAAUACUUGGCAAAGAUGAGAGAUCCGGAGAAAGCCGAAGCGUGGGUGAAGACCAACGUUCAGCCUUUCCUCCCUGCCACGAAAAUCACCUGUAUCACCGUCGGUAACGAGGUUUUGACGUUUAACGAUACAUCCCUGACUGAGUACCUCCUCCCCGCAAUGCAGAGCGUUCAUACAGCCCUGGUGAACCUAGGUUUGGACAAGAACGUGAGCGUCACUACUGCCCACUCGUUGGCUGUGCUCGAGACCUCGUAUCCCCCUUCUGCCGGAGCUUUCCGCCGAGAUCUAACGGAGUUCAUCACCCCGAUCUUAAGCUUCCAUGCGAAAACCGGCUCCUCUUUCCUCAUCAAUGCUUAUCCUUACUUCGCAUACAAAGCGAACCCAAAGCAAGUCCCACUUGAUUUCGUUCUCUUUCAGCCGAACCAAGGGGUUUCGGAUCCCAUCUCGAACCUCCAUUACGACAACAUGCUGUUCGCUCAAAUCGAUGCUGUAUACUCAGCACUCACUUCGGUGGGUUACAAGAAGCUGCCGGUGCAGAUAUCUGAGACAGGUUGGCCGUCGAAAGGGGACGAAGAUGAGGCCGGAGCGACGCCGGAGAACGCCAGAAAAUAUAACGGGAAUCUGAUGAAGUUGAUUUCACAGAAAAAAGGGACACCUUUGAGGCCCAAUUGUGAUUUGAAUAUAUACGUUUUUGCCUUAUUUAAUGAGAAUAUGAAGCCAGGGCCGACUUCAGAGAGAAAUUAUGGACUUUUUAAACCUGACGGAACGCCCGCGUAUCAGCUUGGAAUCAGUAAAACUAAUAAUAGUACUGGCACCAGAAGCGGCACCGGAGAUGGGGAUGAUUCCGGCAGUCCUUCGCAACCCAUCAGUUCGUCCACUGGCUAUUUAUCUAUAUCAUCUGCCUCUCCUGUAACUGACAAAUUGCGAUUGGCUGGGGCCGUGUUCUGUGGGUUCUUGAGCUCAUUUUGGCUAUUCUUUUGAUGGAACGAAGCUUCAUUCGCUUUAUCAUAUUGUGGUGGAAGGUGGAUGGAUGGAUAAACGGGAGGGAACCUGGGAGUUGGGGAAAGGUGAAAAAAAAUUCUAUCUCAGCUAUCGAUGUUGUUAUUCUUUGAUUGCUUGUAAGGACAUGCUGAUCUUUGUUCAUCUUCUUCAAAUUAAAAGUUAAUUAAGUGUUUAUCCGACUUUCACUAAAUUAAAAGUUAAUUUAGUGUUUAUCUCUACGGCUGAGCUGAUACGUGGUCCCACCCAUGUAUUUAGCUUCUGGCGUCAAAGGAUUCAAUUGAUUAUAAAAUGGUCUUAUUUACCUCCGACCUCAAUGUUUUCUUUCACUUUUGCAGGGGGGGUUUUAGUAAGGUGUGCGUGUGUUCGUGUGCUAAUUGGGCGUUGGUAGUUCAGGAAUGGAUAGGACCCAUUUUAUUGCAAGUAUACUAAUUAGUGUUGUACGUGUACCCUAUGGAUUUUUGAUUGGAUAGAGAAAUGAAAUGUUACUGUUUUCCUUU
Nelumbo nucifera (sacred lotus) is the source of this 2417-nucleotide messenger RNA. RefSeq names its product Glycosyl hydrolase superfamily protein. Gene Ontology annotation, biological process: carbohydrate metabolic process. The record is from RefSeq and is a predicted model, not a curated record. Gene Ontology annotation, molecular function: hydrolase activity, hydrolyzing O-glycosyl compounds. NCBI's taxonomy places the organism in Eukaryota, Viridiplantae, Streptophyta, Magnoliopsida, Proteales, Nelumbonaceae.